Messenger RNA from Macrosteles quadrilineatus (aster leafhopper), 3633 nucleotides. RefSeq names its product serine/threonine-protein kinase meng-po-like. Gene Ontology annotation, molecular function: protein serine/threonine kinase activity; ATP binding. Gene Ontology annotation, biological process: peptidyl-threonine phosphorylation; peptidyl-serine phosphorylation. The record is from RefSeq and is a predicted model, not a curated record. The coding region runs from base 59 to 1282 and encodes 407 amino acids. The transcript has 8 exons. NCBI's taxonomy places the organism in Eukaryota, Metazoa, Arthropoda, Insecta, Hemiptera, Cicadellidae.
CAGUGUGUGUGUCUGUGAGUGAUUGUGCAGUGAUAAUGUGAUAGGUAGCUCAGGGAUCAUGACUAGCAGCAAGAAAGCAAUAGGCGGCAGCAUCCAUCGCAUCAGGGAGUUUGAACUGGAAAAAGUAAACUUAGCAGAAGAGUUCGACAUCCUACAGAUUGUUGGAGAAGGAUGGUUUGGCAAGAUUCUGUUGGUAGAGCACAAAGUUACAGACACGGAGAUGGUGUUGAAGGCGUUGCCGAAACCUUAUGUUUCUAUAAAAGAUUUCUACAGAGAAUUCCAUUACGGUCUUCAUCUGUCCGCUCACAAGAACAUAGUCACGACUCAUGACGUGGCGUUUGAGACUGCAGGGUUCUACGUGUUCAGUCAAGAAUAUGCAGCAUUGGGAGAUCUCACGAGCAACGUGUCCGAGACGGGAAUAGGAGAGCUGCAUAGCAAACGUGUGGCCAGACAGCUGGCGGCAGCUUUGGAGCACAUCCACGCCAGAGAUCUUGUACACAGAGAUGUCAAACUGGACAACGUGUUGGUCUUCAGGUCAGACUUUGCUAGGGUCAAGUUGUGCGACUUCGGUGAAACCAGGAGAGCAGGGACGCUGGUAAGAAGGAGGAACGAGUGGCUUCCGUACUCACCACCUGAAGUACUACUUACAAACACGGAUGAAACAUACAAGGCGGAGACGUCACACGAUGUGUGGCAGUUCGCCAUCGUCGUGUUUGUCUGCCUCACGGGGUGUCUUCCCUGGCAGAAGGCGAUGUUUGAUGACCCAAGGUAUACAAGGUACCUCCAAUGGCACGGCAGCAACCAGGUGAUGAUGCCGGUCCGCAAGCCCAAGCUGUUCAAGCUGGUGUCUGCGCGAGCCCAGAGGUUCCUGCGCAAGUUCCUGGAGCCGCGCGCAGACAAGCGACCGCAGCGUCUCACGGAUCUGCCGAGGUAUCUGGAGGAUCGGUGGCUGGCCAAGUCUUCACUGGACCGACAAGCUGAGAUGGGCUACGAAGAUGACGGCCUCUGCCCUUCCAUGUACAGUUUCCACAGCAGCGCGGAGGAGAAGAACAAACUGCUAUCGACCCUGGUGGCCUACGGGAUAGAGACCACGGUGGACAGGAAGGCGAAGAAGGACAGAAUCCGUCAAUGGAUCCAGAGCAGCGUGAUAGACGAAGAUGAAGAAGAGGAAGAAGGGACGAGUACCGCCACCUCUAGCAGGACCAGGAACUACGGAAGAUCCAAGGAAGCAGGAUCUUCUACAGGAACCGUGGGGACGGACAGUAGAUCUGCGAGUGCCUGAGAAACAUGGUGAUUUCCAAAUAUUAGACUUCCUCAGACAUGGGUGAUGACUUCAGAUUGUCUGCUGGCAGACAAUCAUUGUGUCAUUGCCAAGUUUGAUUAAUAUUGUCUGCGCCACCGUCUUGGACGGUACAGGCAAUCCAAGGUACAGGGGCGUUACUAAUACAAGUCUAGUCGUCGUGUCAGGAAAAUCUGUAAAAGACACUCUUUCUUCUUGUUUACCUUCACAAACACUGAAAGCGAGCUUCGUGUUAGAUUGAACCCGACUGUAAAUAUGUUGCACGUUCUGGUGCUGUUAUAUGGGUAUAAAAUACAGUCCUUAACAGUAUCCGAUAUCUAUACCAUCUAUGCACUUUUACUGUAAGCUUUUAGUAUGAUAAAGACAUUAAAUAUGUUUAGCUAUACAGGGUGUCAAGGAACACUCUACCAAUAUUUUAGGGCAUUGUUCAUAGGUAAGGAACGUAUCUACCCAAAUAUCAUAUUUCAAUUGUCUGGAAGUUCUUAGUUACUCACACAGCCGCUAUUUUGUUUUUUUCACUUUGUGGUUAAACAUACGAAAUUGGAACUUUGCACAAAUAUGUAACAACUAGACAAAGCUUUUACAAAAUUAUUAAAGUUUUCGAAAUUCAUAAAAACAAAUGACGGCCAUUUACAAUUUUUGUUCUUAAAUAACUAAAAAAAAGUUGAAAUUUGGAGCUUUAAUGGUACAAGACAACAUGCCUCGGCAUACACUGCAACUACCUCCAGCGGUCACGUAUCAUAAAGCUCAAAGCUGCCAUAUCUCAGUUAUCAUUCGUUCAAUCUUAAAAAAUAAGGUUGCAAUCGAUUUGUAAUUACAUUGCCUUUAAAAAGUUAUUCUUGUAAAAUCUUUGUAAAACCAACGGUUUUUGUGUUAUUAAAGAUACAAAACUGUAAAUGGCCACCAUUUUGUUUUAUGAAUUUGGAAAACUGUCAUAUUUUUUGCAGCUUUGUCUAGUUGAUAAAUGUUUGUACAAAGUUACAAUUUUGAAUGUUUAACCAUUUUUCACUAAAAAAUUAAUAAGUGAAAAAAACUAAAUGGUGGCUGUGUGAGUAACUAAGGACUUUUAAAUAUGAUAUUUAGAUACGUUUCAUACCCAGGAACAAUGCCCUAAAAUAUUGGUGGAGAGUUCCGGGACACCCUGUAUAUUUCGAUCAGUACACAGGCCUAUGGGAAACUCAGAUAAUCAUAAAGACGACUUGCUUUUAUACAGUUGUUCGCUGGUAGUUUUGGAAAGGUAAUUCGGACAAGGUCUGGUGGCAAAUUCACUUUCAUAUUCGUUGAUUGAUUUUCCUCUGUAUUUCCAAAAGAUCUGGUGACCUCAACAAAGCUUGGUAUCCAGCAAGGACGUAGUUUUGAUUAUCUUGUUUUCCCAUAAGGGUUCAUGAACAUCACAUAUGUAGUAUUUGUGUUAAUGUUGAUACAAUGUUUUAGUUAAUUAUUGUCAUUGAUUUUUUUUUUAUUAUUUUAGAUUUUUUAAAUUGAGGCUCUAUAGCAAACGAUGACUUUUUCCUCGAACAGCUUGAUAAAUGGUUAUAAUUGUAUAUCUAAACUAGUUUCUAAGAAGUGCUAAACUAUCGUACAGUUAAUUUGAGAUAUCCCUUAUCUUUAUCCAGCCUUUUUUAUAGAGUAAAAAGAGGAUAUUUUAUAUGUGAGGGUUAUUAUAUUAAUGUUUAAGAUAUGUAUAGGAAAUUACCUGAUAACUUAGGACAAUACUGUUGUGACUUAGAAAUAAGUCAUUGUUUGUAAAUAAAAUAUGUUUGUAGCUUUAUCUUAUGUAAGUCCAUAUAUGUGUCCAAGUAUAUAUAAGAACCACCCAGUUUUGAUUAUGUAAAUUGUGUUCGUGUCCAGGGAAGGAAUUUUGUUUUAAGUCCUUAGUAACCACACAAUAUUAUUGUCAUUAAGGAAUAGCAAUAUAAGUUAGUUUAGUAGCAUAGUUUUCUCCAAAAAUACAAUAGUAUCAAUCGAUUAAAUUACAAAAAUAUAUAAACGAAGCUAUUCUAAUUUGCAAAUCUAACCUAUAAGACCUUUGUUUUUUAAUCACUAGUUUCAAAAUGAAAACGAAAUGAUAAAAGUGCAUUCAAUUGUGUAUUAUGAUUUUAUAAAAUAAGUAUAAGAGUAAAAUUGUUUUCUCGUGUAUUUAAUAAGUAGCUCAGUUGGUCUUCAAAAAUGUAGAAACAGAAAGUGAAUGAGAAAUAUAGUUUUAUUUUAGUAAUAUCUCAGAAAAUUUUAAUUGUGUUCUUUAUGUUAUUUUUCAAUUGUUUUUGUUGAUGUAAUGUUGCCAACAUAUCAUUGUAAUAAUGUAUUUUAUUAUAUUAUAGAUUUAGAAAUAA